AUGGGGUACAGCUGGGAACAACACCGGCAGACAUGCUAUCGUCUGUACGUCGAGGAAAAUCGGCCACUGGAUGAAGUGGUGCAGUACAUGCGCGAGCACCAUGACUUCACUCCUAGCCGGCGCGCCUUCCAGGGCGCUUUCGCGCGCUGGGGAUUCCCCAACAAGCUAAAUCCGGCCUACAAGAACGAGCGGCUUGUCGCACGGGUAAAGGAACUGUGGGAGCGGAACUUGUCCCAGAAGGAAAUGCUCUCACUGCUCGCCGAGGAGGGCUACAAGGUCGGCGAGCGCGAGGUGGCGCGGAUCCGGGCCAGGAACGGGUGGUUGAUGAGGGGUAGAUCCGGGCUCACCGCUAUAGGCACCCUGGGACGGCAGCGGACCGAGAGUUCCGAGGGCGGUGCUGACGUGCAGGACGGCGGCGGCGGCGGCGGCGGGGUUCCCGGCGGGGCGAGCACUGAGGGCAACCAAGACCAAACCAAUUACUGGGAUUACGGGGCGAGUGGGCUCGGGCCGGCAGACGCCCAGGUGCAGGAGGAGACCCUCAAUGCCAUGCGCGACGCCCGGAGGGAGUACCGGAAGCGGGUGCUCGAAGCCGAGGCCCACGAGAGGUGGGUGACCAAGAAGCGACGGCGACACACCAGGCCGUACGGCGGUCUGCCGGCCGACCCUCCCGGACCGCCCCGCUUCCCCUCGGAGACGACCCUGUCCGAAGCCAAGGAGAUCCUGCAAAUGGACCGGAGCGCCUACAUGGCGACGCGAGAGAAGUUCUACGACCUCUGCCAGACUGCGGGGGUCUACAAGAAGACGCUCGUCGGGCCCGAGCGGUGGGAGGCGCUCAAGGACCAGCUCGUGCGCGAGAGCAUGCACCUCCGCGCCGUCAUGUGGGACCGGGCAGACAUGGAGAAGAAGAAGCUGGCCAUCGAGAUCAUCUGCUGCGACGUGACCAAGAGGAUCCGGACCGAGGCCACCGCCGUAAAGGUGGCAGACGCAAAGGUCAUGCUUGGGUUGAACCCGGAGGAGGGCAGGUCGGUCCGCAAACAGCUCUACAACAUACUGGCUUCGGAGAAGUUCACGUCGAUGCUUGAGGAGGGCCUGGAGUACUUUGAGGAGCUGAAGCAGCGGUGGAUUGCCGAGUCGCCCGAGCUGAGCAGGUCGAUCGCGGCAGGGACAGCCGAUCCGGACUACCAGCGCAAGGUCAAAGCCAUCAACGUCCUCUGCCGGGACGCCGUGAGGAGAUACCGGUCCGACCGAUCAUCGCGACAGGUCCCAGCAGAACCCGCGGCCGGAGCGGACCGUCAGGUGGCGGAUGGCCCACUCGGAUCCAGCACCUCGGCGGCUGCGGAGACCCAGAACCCGCUCCUGGCUAUGCAAUCCCAUGGAAACGCCACGGCUCAGCGAGGACAGACAUCGCAACAAGGGCCGCCGCCGCCGCAACAACAACAACAACAGCAGCAGCAGCAGCAGCAGCAACAGGCAGGGCAGCAACAACAGGGAACACCACCGCGGGCAUCCUCCAGUGGAAUCGCCGCCUUCUUCCGGCUAAGCCCGGCCGCCCAGCUAAUGUUCCCGGGCGUGCAUGCGCAGUGGAUCGCCCCGCUCAGCGAGCGCACCAUGGCGGAGCUGCGGGGCGCGGCUCUGCAGAAGACGCCCGGCGGGCUGUGCUACAAGAUCGAGGGCGUGGUCAAGGACGGCAAGGGCGGCGAGCUGCCGCUGCCGGUGAGCGACGAGGUCGAGCUGGAGACGUACCUGCAGCACGUGCAGAGCGAGGGCCCCGGGGCGCCCACUUUCCACGUCCACGUCGUGCCGGGGGGAUGGUGA
This is a messenger RNA of Thermothelomyces thermophilus ATCC 42464, 1815 nucleotides long. RefSeq lists its product as uncharacterized. The transcript has 3 exons. The coding region runs from base 1 to 1815 and encodes 604 amino acids. Lineage: Eukaryota; Fungi; Ascomycota; Sordariomycetes; Sordariales; Chaetomiaceae. The record is from RefSeq and is a predicted model, not a curated record.